AUGGGUUCAGAAAAGAAAGUCGCCGACAACAUGCUCUGGGGAGGUCGCUUUACACAGGGUCUUGACCCUGUGAUGGAGCAGUACAACGCGUCUCUCCCUUACGACCGUCUCUUCUACGCAGAGGAUAUUGCUGGGUCAAUUGCAUUCGCCCGCGCAAACAAGAACAACGGCAUUCUCACUGCCGACGAAUUUGCUGCAAUCGAGAGGGGCUUCGUCCAGAUCAAAGAAGAGUGGGCAAACAACACCUUCGAAGUCAAGGCGAACGACGAGGACAUUCACACAGCCAACGAGCGCCGGUUAAGCGAGAUCAUUGGCAAGGACAUUGGCGGCAAGCUUCACACGGGGCGAAGCAGGAACGAGCAGGUCGCGACCGACAUGCGCUUGUGGCUGAGGGCCCAGCUGCUCACACUCGAGGGCUACCUGAAGCAGUUGAUCAAGACCUCCGUCCAGCGUGCGGAGGCUGAGAUAGACGUUCUCAUGCCCGGCUACACACAUCUGCAGAAGGCUCAGCCCAUUCGAUGGGCACACUUUAUUCUUGGCCAUGCCACUGCAUUCUCUCAGGAGCUCGAGCGCCUGCAAGAAGUCAUCAAGCGCGUCAACCGCUCUCCUCUGGGCUGCGGUGCGCUUGCUGGCAAUCCCUUCAACAUCGACCGCCACGCCAUGGCCAAGGAGCUCGAAUUCGAGGGCCUCCUUCCCAACUCAUUGAACGCUGUUGGCGAUCGCGACUUCGUCUUUGAGACAAUGCAGUGGGGGUCGAGUCUCAUGCUUAAGCUGUCUCGAUGGGCUGAAGAUCUCAUCAUCUACUCGAGUCUCGAAUUUGGCUUCGUGCGCCUCGCAGACGCAUACUCGACCGGAAGCUCCCUCAUGCCACAGAAAAAGAACGCAGACUCCCUCGAGCUCAUCCGUGGCAAGAGCGGUCGUGCUUUUGGACACAUGGCCGGUCUCUACGUGACCAUCAAGGGUCUACCCACCACCUACAACAAGGACCUGCAGGAGUCCGUCGAGCCGCUGAUCGACCACAUCAAGACCGUCGGUGAUUCACUCCAGAUCGCCACCGGCGUGAUCUCCACGUUGGCCAUCAACAAGGAGAAAAUGUACGCCGCGCUUGCGCCUGAGAUGCUCGCCACUGAGUUCGCAGACUACCUCGUCAGGAAGGGCGUUCCAUUCCGUGAGGGCCAUCACAUCUCUGGUCGCGUAGUUGCAGCAGCAGAGGAUAACGAUAUUCCCAUGGACAAGCUCAGCCUGGAGCAGCUGAAGGCGAUUGACUCAAGGUUAGGCGACGAUGUUGUCGAGUGCUUGGACUACGAGCGUGCUGUAGAGCUCAAGAACGCCACGGGUGGCACAAGCAAGAGCGCGUGUCUGGAGCAAAUAGCGAUCAUGAAGAAGACGUUGUAG
This is a messenger RNA of Didymella exigua CBS 183.55, 1395 nucleotides long. RefSeq names its product argininosuccinate lyase. The record is from RefSeq and is a predicted model, not a curated record. NCBI's taxonomy places the organism in Eukaryota, Fungi, Ascomycota, Dothideomycetes, Pleosporales, Didymellaceae. The transcript is spliced from 2 exons. Gene Ontology annotation, cellular component: cytosol. Gene Ontology annotation, molecular function: argininosuccinate lyase activity. Bases 1 to 1395 code for a protein of 464 amino acids.